UGUCGAGAAAACAACAUUUGCGCUGAUCCCGAAGGAAGCACCAAAAGAUCAGCCGCUCGACAUGAAUAAACUGCGGUAUUUGCAAGUGUCUGCUUUGCGUGAGAAACAGGCAGCUACGCCUGGCAGUGACGGUGUUGGCACUCGCGUGACACUGACGCAGGAGGAGCUGCAGCAUGCCGGUGACAGUACUAAGAAGUCGCAGAUCAUCAGCUACGCGAACUUGUCGAAAGCGUUGAAAAACUGCGACGUGACCAGUCGUGGGGCGAAAAACAAAAAGGCGCUCGCCAGAACUACAGAUAGCGCACCGCUGCCAUCGACGAAGAUGAAAAUCUGGACAGAACAAUACGACGUCGAAACGGUUGGCAAGGCCUCUGUAGCUGCUGUGCGAACUACUAGCGAGGACUCGCCGCACACUUCUUACGGUGCGCUGGAAGAGACGACGCACAACACUGGCUACGUGUUCGCCGGGCUUCCGGUUCGGGGACUGCAAACCAACUGCUCCUUGCACAUCCACGGGCUCUUCGACUUGUCAACA
This is a messenger RNA of Amoebophrya sp. A120, 535 nucleotides long. The record is from the annotation of a GenBank genome assembly. Lineage: Eukaryota; Dinophyceae; Syndiniales; Amoebophryaceae.